Trichosurus vulpecula (common brushtail) is the source of this 1914-nucleotide messenger RNA. It is a transcript of the gene KCNA6, whose product is annotated as potassium voltage-gated channel subfamily A member 6. Lineage: Eukaryota; Metazoa; Chordata; Mammalia; Diprotodontia; Phalangeridae. Gene Ontology annotation, molecular function: protein binding; delayed rectifier potassium channel activity. Gene Ontology annotation, biological process: potassium ion transmembrane transport; protein homooligomerization. The record is from RefSeq and is a predicted model, not a curated record. Gene Ontology annotation, cellular component: voltage-gated potassium channel complex; membrane. The coding region runs from base 1 to 1623 and encodes 540 amino acids. The transcript has a single exon.
AUGCGGGAGGAGACAACGUUAGCCCAGGCGGCUCACGGGGAGGUCCGGGGCCCAGAGGAGGAGCAACAGGGUGGGGGAGACUUCCCCGGGGCCGGUGGCGGUGGCUGCUGCAGCAGUGAGCGCCUGGUGAUCAACAUCUCGGGGCUGCGAUUUGAGACACAAUUGCGCACCCUGUCUCUGUUUCCUGACACGCUUUUGGGAGACCCCGGUCGCCGAGUCCGCUUCUUUGACCCCUUGCGCAAUGAAUACUUCUUUGAUCGCAACCGACCCAGCUUCGACGCCAUCCUGUACUACUACCAGUCUGGGGGCCGGCUGCGGAGGCCCGUCAAUGUGCCUCUGGAUAUUUUUCUGGAGGAGAUCCGCUUUUACCAGCUGGGUGAGGAGGCCCUGGAGGCUUUCCGGGAGGAUGAGGGCUGCCUUCCAGAGGGUGGGGAGCACCAGAAGCCCUUGCCUUCUCAGCCUUUCAAGCGUCAGGUCUGGCUCCUCUUUGAAUAUCCUGAGAGCUCAGGCCCAGCUAGGGGUAUCGCCAUUGUCUCGGUACUGGUCAUUCUCAUCUCUAUAGUCAUAUUUUGCCUGGAAACCCUGCCUCAGUUCCGGCCAGAACCCCGAAGUAGAAGUGAAGAUGGGAGGGUAAAUUCAGGUGGCCCAGGGUCUAGAGGGAGCCAGGAAGAAGAUGAAGGAGACCACUCAGUAUAUAAGCUGUUAAAUCCCAGUGUCAUUGUCCAGGGGGGAGUUGUAUCAGGACCUGGACCAUCGUCCCAACUGAUUCCACUUGGGGAUCCUCCAGAGGCUGCCUCUUUCUUCACAGACCCCUUUUUUCUGGUAGAGACCCUCUGCAUAGUGUGGUUCACGUUUGAGCUGCUGGUUCGUUUCUCUGCCUGCCCUAGCAAGCCAGCCUUCUUCCGCAACAUCAUGAACAUCAUAGAUUUAGUGGCUAUCUUCCCUUACUUUAUCACGUUGGGCACAGAGUUGGUGCAACAGCAGGAACAGCAGCCUGGCAGCACUGGAGGAGGCAGCAGCCAGAAUGGGCAGCAGGCAAUGUCCCUGGCAAUCCUUCGAGUCAUCCGCCUCGUCCGAGUUUUCCGCAUCUUCAAACUUUCCCGACACUCUAAAGGUCUCCAAAUCCUGGGCAAGACAUUGCAGGCCUCCAUGCGGGAGCUUGGACUCCUCAUCUUCUUCCUCUUCAUUGGAGUCAUCCUCUUCUCCAGUGCCGUCUACUUUGCUGAGGCAGAUGAUGACGAUUCGCUAUUUUCCAGCAUCCCUGAUGCCUUCUGGUGGGCAGUGGUCACCAUGACCACAGUUGGCUAUGGGGACAUGUACCCCAUGACAGUAGGGGGCAAGAUUGUGGGAUCCCUGUGUGCCAUUGCUGGUGUCCUCACCAUUGCCCUGCCUGUGCCGGUGAUAGUCUCCAACUUCAACUAUUUUUAUCACCGUGAAACAGAGCAGGAGGAACAAGGCCAAUAUACACAUGUUACAUGUGGGCAGCCUAUACCAGAUCUGAAAGGAGUGGGUGGGGGACUUGGCAAACCAGAUUUCUCUGAGGUUGCACCAGAACGGAGACCCAGCUACCUUUCCACCCCACACAGGGUUUAUACAGAAAAAAGGAUGCUAACAGAAGUUUGAUUAUUGAGAGGGAGAAGUUGGGGGUUGAGGGGAAUGGAGUAACAAAGAACUGCUGUGGUUUUAUAGUCAACCCCUAACUAGAACUAAGGUCUUCAUCAUUCCCUCUUACUGGAGUUACUGGAUGACUGAACUGUGAAACCUAUUGCCUGGACCCCUGACUCCAGUGACCACAAGGCUGUUUCUUGAUAUUUAAGAUACAUGAUGUACUUCCGUGGGUGUCAUCUGACCAUUCUUACUUUCCUAACAACUAUAUAGAAUAUCUUCUCUGAUUAUACUCCCUGAAGACUAAUU